Varroa destructor (honeybee mite) is the source of this 7655-nucleotide messenger RNA. Its product is annotated as phosphatidylinositol 3-kinase regulatory subunit alpha-like. Gene Ontology annotation, molecular function: 1-phosphatidylinositol-3-kinase regulator activity; protein binding. Gene Ontology annotation, cellular component: phosphatidylinositol 3-kinase complex. The record is from RefSeq and is a predicted model, not a curated record. Gene Ontology annotation, biological process: insulin receptor signaling pathway; phosphatidylinositol phosphate biosynthetic process. NCBI's taxonomy places the organism in Eukaryota, Metazoa, Arthropoda, Arachnida, Mesostigmata, Varroidae.
UGCUAAUCGUGGUAGUCGUAGCGCGCCAUGCUGCUGGUGCUAGUCAACCACGAUUGGCUGGCUGUUGUUUCUAAUAUCAACAGCAGCUACGACUACCGGGCCUGUAAUGUCGCCAGGGCGCAGCACUGCUGCUAUCCUAAACAGCAACGGCAACUAACUCUCUCUCGCUCGGUAUUUCUCGACUACGUCUUUAGCGGUUUUCCUUCCGCCGCCGUCGCUUCUACCGCUCGCUCAUUUUGUCUCUUUCACACUCUGUUUCUGGCUGGUCUGCAUCUCUUGAACGGCGCUGCUGCGGCCGCCGCUUGGCUGGCUGGCUGGCUGGCUAGCUUACCAAAGGGUUUUACGUACAGCAAACACCACAGUAAAGGCACCAUCGCAGAAACAGCAGCAACAGCAGCGUUGGCAACCUUGAGCAAACGACGCUGACGAUGGUGGCUGCAGCGACAGCGGAGGCCGUAGCUAUUGCCGUUGGUAAGACCGCUACUGCGACGGGUAGCAAUGACAAGCAACGAUAGCGGCAGCUAGAACGGUACGCCGUCUCACAUACACAGGCGACCACGAGAGAACGAACGAUUACGGAAACGGAUAGGCACCCCCAGGCAGCAAAUCAGCCAGUUAAACAAGCAGGCCAUCAGCUAAUAUAAGCAAGCUAACAAACAUAUAGGCCUUCCGACCGACGGCGGACCAAAAGAACGGCUUGACGCCAACUGCGAGAAUUGUCGCCGCAGCCCCAGUCGCUCGCACUACAACCACUGCAGCGUACCGUAACAGCAACGCCGUAAAAUGGCGGUGUUGACGACGAGCAUCGCUGACGUUGUGACAGUGGACGUACGGCAAUAGUGGCGAGUCAACGGAGCUGACGGAAAGCGAAUUUGCGAGAUCGUAUAAAAGUGACGGCCACAGACGGCACACUAGAGCUGAAUAGGCCGAUCGACGGGGGAAAGCAGCCGCAACGGCAGCAAGGGCUGAAGGCAUCAACGACGGUGGAUUGUCGACAUGCAGUAACGACUUUGCCGCCACGAAAUCGAGAGUCACUCCUCUAUUUGGCAGCCGUGCAUGCGAGUGUGCAGGACGAACGCGACGACAGAAAAACAAGAGAGUCCAUUAUAGCAAUGAUGGCACAAAAUUAAAAAUAAAAAGGGAAAAAGCUAUGAUCGACGCCAAUCACCAACUCUCGGGAGAAAAAGUUCUCGUCGCAAAGCUCUUUCUGUUUGCCUAUAAUUGUAGGGCAUGAUCGCAUUAUAGACAUCGUCGAUUUGUCGCUUUUUCCUCUUUUCAACAAUGUAUUGGCGUUGUCGCUACGCGCGCACAUGUGUAAGCGCAGACGGGUUCUUCUUACAAGCAGCACCGGCACAUCCAGCCGUCACCAUCACCGUUAUCGUCAGUUGGUAAAGCGACUGCAACUAACUGCUAUUAUCAACGGCACUACUAACUGCACGACAAAAAAUUGGCAAGACCUUUGCCUGAGUCUGACCUGCUAUUGUUUUUCUGGUCAGUCGGUCACUGCGACUUCUGCUGCUAUUUCCACCAUGAUGGACCGUCGUAACAUUAACUAUUACCCGUGACAACAGUAUGAUCUUUGUCGUAGCAACACUAGCAAUAAUAUUUAUUAUGAUACCAAUUAUCUAUGUGUUAUAUAUUCAUAUAGUGCGCGUUUAUCUUCAAUUGUCGUCAGCAUAUAUAUCAUCAGUAUCAGCAUUGUCGUUAUCGUCGCCCCGGCUGCUGCGGUGUUUCAUAGUUGCGUAUCUGUUGUUAUUAUGAUUACUAGUAACACUGUACAGUGUAAAUAAAUGAAGCAGAUGUCGGCUGCUCUCGAACGGGCUUAUAAUUUGAUGACGGUGUUGAACGCGGUCCUUCUAUCUGCCCUAAUUUGCCUUUUAAACGCGAACGCAAUCACGACACAGACAGACGAACAGAUCCACGCGCACGUAUUUUACAAUUACCAUUUUCUUCUUAGCCUACGGGCCGCUGCUAUUCAGUUGCCUAAGAGCUAUAUAUAUAAAGCAUUGAGUAGCACUUGUAGUGCCACAAUCAUGUGCAUCAUCAUCUAUAAUCCAUCAAUAAUAGUUGUGUGAUGUCGUCAUCGAACAGGGCGUGAAUUAUGCAGAAGCGGCACUGCCGUAUUUGCCCUCCCGCUUUCUUCUCUCUACUAACAGUCUUCGUAGCACUAUUGGAAUACAGCGUUGUCUCGGUGCCCUCGCGCUGUUGCCAUUGCUGAAGCAACUAGUCGUCGUCUUAGUCUUCGCGUGCCGCGUUCAACAGGGGCUUGCCGCCAUGUGCCUGCAUCUGUACGUGGUGGCCUUUAGACGACCAAUCGUUCCGACUGAAUUGUCGUACAAAACAAGAAUUCAACAACACCAAACAGUCGCACCUACUGAAUACAAUGGCCACUUGUUUAUACGGGACACACAUUAUAUAUCACUUUUUUUAUUGUACGACAAGAGUGGUUAUACAUCAAAGCAACAGUAGCUUGUGCUCCUGUGGCGCUCGAGAAGAACUAGGCAGCAACCGAGUCACCGCUAUAAAAACGAUGAAUAGAAACCACGUGCAUGCGUAUGUAGUGUCGUUAGAGCUGCACGGUUAGAAAUGCUGACGACGUUGCUGAAGGGAAAGAAGGCCUACCUGAAUGAAUGAACGGGUUGACCGAAUCUCAAAUGGCUGGUACGGCAGCCCUGGUGCGGAACACAUUGUCAAAUUAUAAUGUAGACCGUGAUACUAAUGGCCCUUUUUGACGGAUAUUGCUUAUUUCUGUUCGAUGUGAAUCGUAUCCACGUUCAGGUAGGCCGCAACGGUUAACGAACGCAACAGUUACAUGUAUAUGAAACGAUGUACGAAAUACGGCUUGACUUUAGAACUAGACGUAUAUGCACUAUUGAUUAAUUGGAACCUUGUCUGUCGUAUUUCAGCAUUUAUAGCAUCUUGUAAUCGUCUAAAACGAACCUAUUUGGAAUUCCGUCGAGCGGAACUUGAUAACAUUCAAUUUAGAAGUGGUUUUUAAAGGAAUUCUGUUAAAACAGGUCAAAAGCUUACGAGCUACAGAUGUACCGUCGAUCGACGUGGCACUCUUACAAUUAAGCCAUAGCUGACUUCCUCAGCCUAGGUGCUAGUUUAUGUGAUAGGACCACUGUUAUGAACAGGCGACUAGUGAUAUAUUAAAGUAAAUCGCAACCGGCACAGACGAUUUGACUUUGCCUUACUGAGUUAAUACAUAUUUUAUUUGUUAUACAGACACCCUGCGUUCAUUACCGAUGCAGAUCUCAGCUGGCAUAAUACGUUAGGCGACAACUCGGCCUUACAUAGGGGCUCUGGUAAUUAUGAGCCAGCCAAUUGCUGCGUGUUCGAUGGCAAGCUAACAAGCUUUUACUAUUUCAAAUUCGUUUGUCUGUGUCGUUGUGCGUACGCCUAUCCGCCUCAUUCUCGAUUGUAUCAAACCCGUAUAAUCAGGUAUUGUCUAGUGCGGUCCCAAGAAAGGGAGAAAUCGACCGGUUCUAGCCUUUGUCCGUUCUGAAAAAGAGCAACGGGGAACAGUAGGACGCAAGGUAGAUAGUUCGGCAAAGUGAGUGAGUAAAUCUCGCUGGGGGAUCAUCUAAUAAGGGACCAGUAUCUGCUACGUCUGUUUGUUUUUUUGGCACGUCUGUAGAUAAUUGGUUCUACGUACUUGAAAUCUGGGUCUAGCGAGAAAUCAGGGAGACAGUUCUAUACUUGCCCACUAAUUCACAUAAAAUCGCAGUAUUAUUCAAGUUCAUAGUCGAUUCCUGGUGUCUGCCUCAACCCGCCAUUGCAGUGCUGUUAUAUUCUAUCGUACAAGAGAAGCUGCGCGUUAAAUCGUGCAUAUGUAUAUAUACGGUCAACCUUGAACGGUAGCCCCCAAAAAUAUUAUUAUUUUUCCUCGUUACGUAGGUGAGGCUCCUAUCCUGCGUAACGAAGGGGGUGUCACCAUUAUAACGACUGAUGUUACUGAUAUACGAUUGCCAAUCAUGGUAUCGCCUGCAUGGUCAAUAUCUUGGUUUUUGUCAUAUUUCACUUGUUUUUUUUUGGCGCGUUGUUGCGAGUUGUUCUAAAAAAAACCUUCUCCCUUCCUCUCAUUGGCGCGUCUGAGUAACAGCACCGUUUUCGAUAGGACGAUUCUGACGAGAUUACUAGUAUCACUAGCAGUAUCACUAGAAGCGAGCAGCCUGAUCAACGGAACUCUAUCCUCGUUUGCCGAGUGGACACUUGGUGGCAUUCUGAUCUCCUUUCUGUUUCGGAUAACGGCGUGCUACAUUAUUGCUAUUGUAUACACUCUGCCGUUCCUGGUCGUUGUUCGUCGUUACUUCGACUGCUCAUUAUUGUUGCGGCUGUCGCUGCCUGGCUCACUAUUGUUUCAGACGGGCAACAGUCGUGCGUGGUUCGGUGGCUGACUGGCUCAUGCGACGUUGCUAGUCUAGGGCGCGAGCAGCGAUGGCAUUUCUACGCGUUUGCGAUAAUAGGCCACUAGCGGUAGCGGCAAAGAAGUUGCCGCAGCAGUAAAAGUCGUCUGAAGUAGAGACAGGCAUCGUAGAAGUGUCUAACACACAACCGCAGCAUCAGCGGUAGGUGAAACUGAGAGAGGUUGAAAGAAGAAGUGAGUGGGACUAAACGGCGACAAUGACCACGCUGCUGAGACAGACGGACAAAUCGACGGAUGGGCAGCCGGUGAGUGAGUGGACAACUCGAAACGUACUGGAGUGGAUGGCCUCAGUGAACAUGAUCUCGUACAGCGGACCUUUUGAGUCCACAGCCAUCCAAGGCAGCGAUCUGCCAGGGCUGGACCGACACAAGCUGGCCGGAAUGGGCAUCAAGGAGGACUACCCUCAGCAAGCCAUCCUCGUCUGUAUCUCCGAACUCUGUCGGACUCGCGGCAUCAAUCUAUCGCCCGCGGAGGAGUCGGCGUGCCUUGACAUGGCUCGCCUUCGAGAGGACAGCAAAAAUAGCCUCAACAACAACAACAACAACAACAACAACAACAACAGCCACAACAACAACAACAACAACAACAACAACAACAACAACAAGGAACACAAUGGUGUUGUCAACACCGUCAACAACCACGGUAAUGGCAACCAUCGCAAUAACAACGGCAGUACGAGUUCGUCGGCAAUGAGUUCCCGGGUCUCGACCCAGGCACCACUGGUCGAAGAAUGUCAACAUCUUCAGGCCUCGAAAACCACUCCCGCCAGCCCCGCGUUACACCAACUGCAGCCCGUCGCGUUCAUCCUAGCCGAAAACUGUGACCACUGCCAGAAGUCGCUAUCGGGUAAACAAGGUCUGUUGUGCCGCUCGUGCGGGACGGUGACUCACGCUGUGUGCUCCACGUCAGCCCUAACGGGCUCCUGUGAGCCUGGUCGCAUCACUGGUGAGGCACUUCAGCGGCGUAUCGCCGCAACUAUUCAGCCUUCAGGAGCGGUUCUCGAGUUGGCGGAACAGUUCAGCGCGACGGAACAGGCAGCACCCAGUUUUGUGCUCAGUUGUAUAGAAGGUAUCGAAUUGUUGGCACACCGCAACGCCUCGCUAGACCUCUACGCCAUCUUUGGGACUCGUACCGAACCGCCUCAGGGCGAUGUCGAUCGGCUUGUCGCGACACUGCGAGAGGGUGGCCUGAAAGAGUGCGCGCUGAAUGGCUUUGGUAUUGAAAGCUUCGUGGCCGCUCUGAAAAAGUAUCUUUAUGAACUGAGCUCACCGCUCAUACCUGUGAAUUUCUACGAUCGCUUCCUCGACGCUGCCCGGGAACGAAACGAUGAGGCCUGCGCGUUGAAGCUGCGCCAACUCGUUCACCAGUUGCCCAUCACACACGAAUCAACUCUACGAGCUUUACUUGCCCACCUAUGUAGGGUGUGCAAGCUGCAGUUUUCGAGAGGGCUAACCCAUCCGCCAUUUGACGUUGUCAACGCGUUUUGUUACAUACUUCUCCGGCCGCGUUGGGACAAGAUUUCGUCAAUUGUAAAGAAUACGCCCCUUCACGUGCGUAUUUGCAGUUUGCUCUUGUCUCGCGGUGAGUGGGGGGAACAACUCCCGAAUUUCACGGUUCCAUCACUGCCUCCGGCGUUGCCCCCACGCAAGAUGACUCUUCAAAUACCCCACACAACGUGCGACCCACAUCAUACCUCCCUGGCCAACGCCGAGUGGUACUGGGGUAAUAUCACUCGAGAGGAGGUUAAUGAAAAGCUAAGAGAUAAACCCGACGGCACGUAUCUCGUUCGUGACGCAACGUCGAAAAGCACCGGAGACCUUACGUUGACCCUGCGACAGAGUGGAUGUAACAAGUUGAUUAAGAUCUUGCACCGUGAGGGCUUGUAUGGCUUUACCGAGCCACUAUCCUUCACCUCGGUUAUCGAUCUGAUCGAACACUUCAAGCAGAACUCUUUGUCCCAGUAUAAUGCGGCUCUGGACGUCAAACUCGAGCAUCCCGUGUCUCGAUUUGUGGAGGAGGACGAUGACACGCCUCGCGUUGAUCUAGCUACACUUCGCCAGAUGAUGGUGGACAACAAUCGUGACUACCUAUUGAAGUCACGUACGCUCGACCGCUUCCAUGAUUCGUUCAACCAACUGCGCCAGGAAGUGGACCUUAAACAGCAUGCGCUUAAGUCAUUUGAUGAGGCUAUCAAAAUGUACGAGAAUCAGAUUACCCUGGGGAGGAACCAAAUUAGUAGAUUUCCUGAGCACAAGAAAGCUUUCCAGGAGAAUCAGGAGGUGCUGCUUGAUCGUCAAGAUCAAAUGCGCCGCGAGAAGAAGGCGCUUGAAGAGGACAUCAGGGCUCGUCUGGAGUACCAACGACAGAUCGAGUCCGAUAUGAGCAGUCUCCGUCUUGAAAUAGCCCAGAUUCAUAAAGAGCGCGAACUGUGUCAGAUGAAACUGUAUAGGAAUGGAAUUAGCAAGGAUGAGAUCAACAAAUUGCUUCAGGAGUCAUCGCAACUGGAGGGCUACCUGCAAGGCGGAUCAACCAUGUACUGGACUAAUCAACAACAAUGCGGGUCUGUAAUAUCCCGUUUUUCAGGCAACUAUUACACAAUGACGAGUCCAACUGCAGACUUGCCUCACAACGAUGAAAACACCUGGUUUAUGGGCGACUGUACCCGACCAAAGGCGGAGCAGCUGCUUGAUAAAAAACCGCACGGGACGUUCCUCAUCCGGAAAUCUCAAACCGGUCAAUACGCGUUAUCGCUCGUAGUUGGAGAGAAGAUUGAGCAUUGUCUCAUAUUCAAGACUGAUCGAGGGUUCGGGUUCGCGGAACCGCAAGCUAUAUUUCCGACGUUGAAAUUUCUCGUUUUGCACUAUGCACGGAUGUCUCUAGAAGAGCACAAUCCCGCGCUUCGAGAUACCACACUAGCAACACCUGUCUUGGCCAGUAAAGAAAACGCGCAACAGGGACAACAUCUUCUGCAGCAGCAGCCGCCGCCGGCUCAGUCGGCACCGCUGCAGCCUCAACAACAACAACAGCAGCAAGAGCAGAAACCGUCGGCGCAACAGCCCGAACAGCAAAAAAGCUAAUAGAAGAGCGUCAAGCGACAGUGAAUUCAACAAUAACAACAACAACAGCAGCAGCAGCCAAAUUCAUAAAAAUGAUUUGAUGACGACUAUGUCUAAUAGCAACAACACACGGUAUGACAAUAUGUCAUAAUUAUACAUUAAGAAAAAGA